Molecule: messenger RNA, 888 nt
Organism: Pieris rapae (cabbage white)
Lineage: Eukaryota; Metazoa; Arthropoda; Insecta; Lepidoptera; Pieridae
Product: intraflagellar transport protein 20 homolog A
Exons: 3
Coding region: 265-660 (131 amino acids)
Biological process (GO): centrosome localization; intraciliary transport; protein localization to cilium
Cellular component (GO): centrosome; Golgi apparatus; cilium
Source: RefSeq, a predicted model, not a curated record
AAUGGUGUAAUAUAUUAUCAAUAGUUGAUACAGUAAUGAGAUCCCAUGUAUAACACGUUACUGUAAUUAAUCAAAUUUUUUACGACAAUCGAUCAAUAAUUUUGCACCUCUGAAACAAAGUUGCCUAGCAACUAAUAAUCUUAACAUCAACAAACAUUUUGCGUUUAGUGAGAGUAAAAAUUAACACUAUUAACCAUUGGUUAUAUUGAUAUACACAGAAUUUUUGCGUGGUAAUUAAAAUACGGCGAAGAAAAAUCCUGACAAAUGGCUGAUGAACUCGAAAAAGCCUUUUUAUAUUACGAUGAUAUCAACAAAAUCAGAGUUGUUGACAAUACUGUACUGAAAGAAACGGAAGAUUUGAAAAAUAAUUGCAAAGAGUAUGAAACAAAAGUAGAAGAUUUCAGUAAACUUAUAACUUCAAUUCUUGCAACUAUGAGUGAACUAGGAGAAAACGUAGAAAAACAGAAAAUGGCUGCAAUUGGUGCUAUAAACUUGCUUAAAUCUGAUACCAAAGAAAGGGAAAAUGAGCAAGCGAAAUUGCAAGCAGAAAUUACCUACAAAACCUCAGAAUUGGAGCAACUUGACAACGAAUAUGACGCACUGCAAAUUCUAGAAGCAACGCAAAACGAGACAAUUGAAUAUCUCACUCAAUUGAGAUAAUUCAUGGUCGAUUAAAUAAUCUUUAAGAAAAAAUAAUAUAUAAAAAAGUGGUUUUAUUUAAACUUAUAUACAUGGUAUUUUGAAAUAGAAAUUAAGGGUAAAUAUUAAGGAAUUUCAUUUAUGUAGAAGUUUCUAGAGAAACAAGAGAAACUUGGCAAAAAACAAUAUCUAAAAAAUACCAAUUUAGCCUAGGUUGUGAAGUAGUCAAUAACAAUGAAGUAGACUAAC